CUUCCCUCGUCCAACUUGCUUCGCUGUCUGUGGGCCCACCAACCAUCAAUGGCUAUGUUUUCAUCUGCGAUCACACACGCAGUCGCCCGGCCGACAUUUGCUGUCCCUAUCACCCCACCUCAGUUCUCGUAUCUCUCCUUCCUCGUCUGCUUUCCGCCUCCUCCUCGCCACCUAAUUAAGGCGGAGUUGGUUUAGCCAAACCCUUGUUUUAACAUCUGUUCCCCUUCUCGUAGUGUAUUACAGUCUCCAUAACUAUCCCCGACCGCCAGCAGCAGCAUGUCGCCCAUGGCCGCAGCUCUGCUCUCCUCGCCCCCCAAGGUGAUACCCACUACGGCGCCCCCUGUCGCCGCCGCCGGAUCCGCUCUCCUCCUCCGCAGCCGCCACGCACUCGCCCCCGUGAGGUCCAUUCUCCGCCCAGACUCCUCCGCCCCGUUCAACCGCGCCGACUGGCAGGCCUCCUGCGCCAUCCUCUCCAGCAAGGCCGCCGCUGCCACCGGCUCUUCCUCCGACAAGCCGCCCUCUCCCUCCGGCGACCCCCCCGCCGCCGACACCGAACCCGACAACGACGGCGGCGGCAACAACCACCGCCCCCCUUCCGCCAUCUACGGCGCGAGGACUUCGCUCGAUCCCGUCUCGAACCUGCCGCGGCCGCUGACCAUCUCGGACCUCUCUCCGACGCCGAUGCACGGGUCGCGGCUCCGCGUGGCGUACCAGGGCGUUCCGGGCGCGUACAGCGAGGCGGCGGCCGGGAAGGCGUACCCCAACUGCGAGGCGAUCCCGUGCGACCAGUUCGAGGUGGCGUUCCAGGCGGUGGAGCUGUGGAUCGCGGACCGCGCGGUGCUCCCAAUCGAGAACUCCCUGGGCGGCAGCAUCCACCGCAACUACGACCUGCUUCUCCGGCACCGGCUCCACAUCGUGGGGGAGGUGCAGCUCCCGGUGCACCACUGCCUGUUGGCGCUCCCAGGCGUGCGCAAGGAGUAUCUCACCCGGGUGAUGAGCCACCCGCAGGCGCUGGCCCAGUGCGAGCUCACUCUCACCCGCCUCGGCCUCAACGUCACGCGCGAGGCCUUCGACGACACGGCCGGCGCCGCGGAGCACGUGGCCAGCAAAGGCCUGCGGGACACGGCGGCCAUCGCGUCGGCCCGGGCGGCGGAGCUGUACGGUCUGCAGGUGCUGGCGGACGGGAUCCAGGACGACGGCUGCAACGUGACGAGGUUCGUGAUGCUGGCGCGGGAGCCCAUCAUCCCCCGCACCGACCGCCCCUUCAAGACCAGCAUCGUCUUCGCCCACGACGGCGAGGGCACCUCCGUGCUCUUCAAGGUGCUCUCCGCCUUCGCCUUCCGCAACAUCUGCCUGACCAAGAUCGAGAGCCGCCCCCACCGCCACCGCCCCAUCCGCCUCGUCGACGACGCCAACGUCGGCACCGCCAAGCACUUCGAGUAUAUGUUCUACAUCGACUUCCAGGCGUCCAUGGCGGAGACCCGCGCCCAGAACGCCCUCGCCGAGAUCCAGGAGUUCACCUCCUUCCUCCGCCUUCUCGGUAGCUACCCCACGGACAUGACCCCAUGGGGCCCCACUUCCUCCUCCAACUCGCCGCCGUCGCCAUCCUCCUCCUCCUCGUUAGAUUAGAGCAGGGGAGUUGUGGGUAUUUUUACCUCCUAUAAUUACCAUGAUUGGGUGAUGAUGCAAUCGAUCGACGAAUCGAACGGGUGAGAUUGCUUUAC
Musa acuminata subsp. malaccensis (wild Malaysian banana) is the source of this 1724-nucleotide messenger RNA. Its product is annotated as arogenate dehydratase/prephenate dehydratase 6, chloroplastic-like. Gene Ontology annotation, cellular component: cytoplasm; chloroplast. The record is from RefSeq and is a predicted model, not a curated record. Gene Ontology annotation, molecular function: arogenate dehydratase activity; prephenate dehydratase activity. Gene Ontology annotation, biological process: L-phenylalanine biosynthetic process. NCBI's taxonomy places the organism in Eukaryota, Viridiplantae, Streptophyta, Magnoliopsida, Zingiberales, Musaceae.